AUGCCUGCGCACGACCUCGUGAGCUCGAAUCUAGCGCUCUCGCUGCGAGCGCAAGAGGGCGAUUUGGAGCAAGCCCAGCAGCUCUUCGAUCGAAUUCCAGCCCCAGAUUCCUUCUCCUGGAACACGCUCUUCAGCGCCUACGCUCACAGCGGCCACUUCCAAGCCGCCAGGGAUGUGUUCGAUCGAAACGCGAGGAACAGGGACGAGAUCUCGUGGGCUUCGCUCAUCGCCGCGUACGCGCAGCAAGGGCACGUCGAUCGAGCGCGCCAGAUCUUCGACAGAGUCCCAAAGCUCGAUGGAGUAGCGAUCUGGAACUCGAUGCUCGCCGCGUACGCACACCACGGCAAAGAUCCUCUCGACGCUUUCAGCCUCGUGAGUUCCAUGGCAGCGACGUUCCAAGCGCCGCCGGAUGGAGCAGCCUUUGCGGCAGUGUUGAUCGCGUGUAGCCGCGCCGGGGAUUUGGAGAGAGCCCAGGAGUUCUUCGCAUCCAUGGUGAGUGACUUCCAGAUCGAGCCGACCAAGCAGCACUACUGCUGCGUGGUGGAUCUCCUGGCAAGGUCGGGAUUCCUUGACACUGCCAGGGACGUCGCGACGAGCAUGCCAUUUGCUCCAGACGCUACCGAGUGGACGUGCUUGCUGGGAGCCUGGAAAAAUCACAAGCUCGAGCAAAGAGUUAGAGACCAAAAGUUUGUAACGCAAGCUUCUCACAAACUAUAA
Molecule: messenger RNA, 717 nt
Organism: Selaginella moellendorffii
Lineage: Eukaryota; Viridiplantae; Streptophyta; Lycopodiopsida; Selaginellales; Selaginellaceae
Product: pentatricopeptide repeat-containing protein At4g16835, mitochondrial-like
Exons: 1
Coding region: 1-717 (238 amino acids)
Biological process (GO): RNA modification
Molecular function (GO): RNA binding; protein binding
Source: RefSeq, a predicted model, not a curated record